AUGGAGCUGGGGUUGAACAGCUCCCAGCAGAGCCCCGCUGGAGCAGCUCCAAACCUGACCCUGCUGCACACCCGGGACGAGCAGCUGGCCAAGGCCGAGGUGGGCGUGCUGGCCACCAUCCUGGCCGUGGCCACCGUGGGCAACCUGGGCGUGCUGCUGGCCAUGUACCGGCUGCGCAGGAAGAUGAGCCGCAUGCACCUCUUCAUCCUUCACCUGGGSCUCAGCGAUCUGGCCGUGGCGCUGUUCCAGGUGCUGCCGCAGCUCCUCUGGAAGGUCACCUACCGCUUCCUGGGGCCCGACGCGCUCUGCAGGGCCGUCAAAUACCUGCAGGUGCUCAGCAUGUUCGCCUCCACCUCCAUGCUGAUGGUGAUGACCCUGGACCGCUACCURGCCGUGUGCCGCCCGCUGCGCUCGCUGCAGCAGCCCGGCCGCCAGGCUUACGCCAUGGUGGGGGCGGCCUGGCUGCUCAGCUGCCUGCUCAGCCUGCCCCAAAUCUUCAUCUUCUCGCUGCGGGAAGUGCGCCCAGGCUCUGGGGUGUUGGAUUGCUGGGCGCAUUUCGGGUUCCCGUGGGGAGCGCGCGUUUAUGUCACCUGGACGGCGCUKUGCGUCUUCGCGCUGCCCGUCGGCGUCCUGGCCGUGUGCUACAGCCUCAUCUGCCACGAGAUCUGCAAAAACCUCAAGGGCAAAACCCAGAGCGGCGCUCCCGGCCCGGGGGGAGCCGCCCCCGCCGCCCCCGGAGCCCCCGGGAAGGGCGGGCAGCCGUCGCGGGUGAGCAGCGUGCGCACCAUCUCCCGCGCCAAGAUCCGCACGGUGAAGAUGACUUUUGUCAUCGUGGCCGCCUACGUGGCCUGCUGGGCGCCCUUCUUCAGCGUGCAGAUGUGGUCGGUGUGGGAYGAGGACGCUCCCGACGAUGAAUCCACCAACGUGGCUUUCAGCAUCACCAUGCUGCUGGCCAGCCUCAGCAGCUGCUGCAACCCCUGGAUUUACCUGUUCUUCAGCGGGCACCUGGUGCAGGGCUCCGGGCGCUGCCGCUGCUGCCGGGGCCGUUCCCGAGCGGGGCUGCGCAGACCCAACUCCACCGGGAGCCUUUGCAGCCGCAAAACCACCAUCCUGAGCCACAGCCAGCCGGCCGGGGUACCCCUGCAUGGGGACAGCGCCCCGGAGCUGGAGCCGCCCUGCGAGGAGGUGACAGAGUCGGGCACGCUCUGA
Malurus melanocephalus (red-backed fairy wren) is the source of this 1209-nucleotide messenger RNA. RefSeq names its product arginine vasopressin receptor 1B (gene AVPR1B). The transcript is spliced from 2 exons. Gene Ontology annotation, cellular component: membrane. Gene Ontology annotation, biological process: positive regulation of vasoconstriction; regulation of systemic arterial blood pressure by vasopressin; G protein-coupled receptor signaling pathway. Lineage: Eukaryota; Metazoa; Chordata; Aves; Passeriformes; Maluridae. The coding region runs from base 1 to 1209 and encodes 402 amino acids. Gene Ontology annotation, molecular function: vasopressin receptor activity; peptide binding. The record is from RefSeq and is a predicted model, not a curated record.